Messenger RNA from Cucurbita moschata (crookneck pumpkin), 396 nucleotides. RefSeq names its product protein RALF-like 31. Lineage: Eukaryota; Viridiplantae; Streptophyta; Magnoliopsida; Cucurbitales; Cucurbitaceae. The transcript has a single exon. Bases 1 to 333 code for a protein of 110 amino acids. The record is from RefSeq and is a predicted model, not a curated record.
AUGGGAUUCAUGAAGCUCUGCCUAUGUCUCCUCCUCAUGGUUGUCGCCGCCGCCCCUCCAUAUUCCUACGCCGCCCCUGACUAUGCCUUCUUCGGCGGAUAUGCACCAGCACAGUUGACAGAAGAUGGUCGACGGCUACUUUUCCAAUACGGAUACGACAGGACAAACAAGAUGUAUCGUAGAAGGUAUUUAAGCUAUGAGGCGCUUACGUUUAACAAUAUACCGUGCGGCCGUCGUGGCAGCUCUUACUAUGACUGCAGGAAGCGAAGGAGGAUCAACCCUUAUCGCCGUGGCUGCACUGCCAUCACCGGCUGCGCUCGAUUCACCGAUUGAAUGAUCAUCCGUUUGUGAUAUCACCUUGAAUCAGUCAGAUUGUUUUCUUUUCUUGGGAUUUUA